GUGGCAUUUCUACCCUUAAGACUCUCUCAAUUAAACAUAUGCCGGAAUUGAGAGAAAGGGUAUCACCAUCAGGACCGGAUUUCUACAAAGUACGUCAUGUCCCUUUAAUUAUCAUCAAGGAAUAGUCUUCACCAGGUUGAGCAUUGAUUCUUUGGAGGAUAACUGAUUAUCACUACCACUUUUGGUGCUCAAUGAAAACAGCAUCUUACCUUUCUCUAAAGGAGGCAGUGGUGUCGACUGCUCUAGAAACCAUCCGUGAUUUGCUAUUGGAAGAGGGAAGGUUUUUAGCUGGUGUGGCCGAUCAAGUUAAGGAGCUCGAGCGGCAGUUCAAAGAGAUGAAGUGUUUCCUCAAAGACACUGACAAACGACGACAUGAAAGCAGAACCAUCUCCAAUUGGAUCUCGGAGAUCAGAGAUCUGGUCUACAGAUCCGAAUCCGCCAUUGAAAGACACGCAGCUUAUCAAGUUUCUUCUUCAAGGAGAAGAGGCCUCAGGCAGUUAGUCCGCAACUAUUCCUGCAUUUUGAAAGAUUGCAACUCACUCCACCAAUUAGGCUCCGAGAUUUCACAAAUUACAUCAAACCUCGAGAGGAUAAGCAAGGCUAUGCAAGAAAACGGCAUAAAAAGAAGCAUAAUCAUGAAUCCAAAUGGAAAGGGGGAAAGCUCGGGUGGAAACAACAUGUCAAGGAAGACUUUCCCCUAUUUGGAGAUGGGAGAUUGCUUCGUAGGCAUGGAGGAUGAGCUGAAGCAGCUUGUUCAUCACCUAAGGAAAGAUACAGAGCAUCGAAUUAUUUCAGUGUGGGGAAUGGGAGGGUCAGGCAAGACAGCAAUUGCCAAGAAGCUCUACAACGAGACAACCGACUUUGAUCUGUCGGCGUGGGUUUGCAUUACUCAGCAAUGUGAUAGUCGAUCAGUUUUGGAGGAUGUUCUGAGGCAGCUAGAGAAGAAGAGGAGUGUUUCAAGUCUGAGCCAUGAGCCACGAAUAAGGGAGGAGGUUCCAAGUCUGAGCAACUUUGAGUUGAUCGAGAGACUAUGUGAGAUACAAAGAGGGAAGCGAUGUCUCAUUGUUUUGGAUGAUCUUUGGGAGCUUGAUCAUUGGCAUGAGUUGAAGCAUCCAUUCGUUGUCCAAAAUUUGCAGACCAAAAUAUUGGUGACAACACGAAAACAAAAUGUUGCAGAGAUUGGAUUGGCAGUGAAACAUGGGCUUUUACAUAUGGAUGCUGCUUUGGAACUACUCAAAUACAAAGCAUUUCAGCAUGGAAACAUUCCCGACUUUGCAUUGGAAGAAAGAUUUGAAAUUAUUGUGAAAGAUAUGGUACAAAAAUGUGGUUAUUUGCCAUUGGCAAUUUCUUUACUCGGUGGGGUUUUGCGAGAGAAAAAAUCAAUUGUUGAGUGGGAAUCAGUAAAUGAGCAUAUCAAAGCAGCCAUAUAUGGAGAUGAAAAACAGAUCGAUGGAGUGCUAAAUUUAAGCUAUGAAAGUUUACCCUAUUAUUUGAAGCCUUGCUUUCUCUAUAUGGGUAUUUUCGAGGAGGAUGAAACCAUAUAUGCUUUGGAUCUAUAUAACAUGUGGAUAGCACAAGGCAUGAUUUCAUAUGAGAAUCUUGGAGACAAGGAGGACACUUUAAUGGAUAUCGCUGAGUUAUACUUAAAGUGGGGAAAGAGGGAGGAUUUUGCGUGCUGA
This is a messenger RNA of Salvia hispanica, 1679 nucleotides long. NCBI's taxonomy places the organism in Eukaryota, Viridiplantae, Streptophyta, Magnoliopsida, Lamiales, Lamiaceae. The record is from RefSeq and is a predicted model, not a curated record.